ACAUUCUUCCUUCAUCCUCUUCACCUGUAUGUAAUCAUCAUCACUGUGAACGUCAUCUUCGUUCUGAGUGUUGGUCAGGCGGCUCUGCUGAAUAAAAGGCGUCGAGACCACGACUGUGCUGCUGUCUUUCAGAGUGGAGGAGGCUGUAUUCGACCCCCAAGUCCUCUACGGCGCCGAGUUCUCCUGAAGCUUCGUUCGGGUCGCCGCUUGCUCCGCCUAUCCGCUGUCAUGGUCCAAGAAACGCUGCCUGGACCAUCCGCGGUAUGAGCCUUUGGACAGAAGAUGAAGAAGCACGAGAGCUGGGGCAGGAAAGAAAAGGAGGAUGAAGUUGAAAAAUAAAGCGGACUAAGAUGGACGCCAGUUCCAUACUGAAGCUUUAAUGCUGUUCCGUUAUUUUAAGUAGGAACACUACAUUAUUUUGGCGCAGCCGGCCAUCGAAGCCAUCAUGUGGGUGACGUUCUUCAUUGACGAGACCUCCGAGGAGAAGAUCAUCUUUUCGAAGUACCAAGUUCAAGACGAAGCAGCGGUAGACCUACCUCGUGAGCUCAGCUCGGAAGAACUCGUGAACCUGGUUGUGGAAAAGGCAGCCGUGGACACUACUGAACUACGUCGGAAAGGUGCUGUGAAAGUGAACUUGCGUGUUCUUGAACCAGCGCGUCGAAAAGACUCAGGAUCACGAUCUUCGACAGAUGAGGUGAGCCUCGUUUUGAAAGCUCUUCAGCGGCAACAGGAACAGAUGGUUCAACAAAACCAAAUAAUGACAUCUCUUAUAAGCUCUCUGAAUGCUGAGAAACCGAUGCCUAAAUUCGUAGAACCUGAUGCCUUCGACGGUGUGUCUUCAAGUCCAGAAAGUUGGCUUGAUUUCUACGAAUAUGCCGCUGGAAAAAACAAGUGGCUCUCUGAUGAGGCUAAAAUCACCAACAUGCGCGUUUACUUGAGAGGUGUUGCGCGAAAGUGGUAUGAAACAUGCAUUCUGGAAGACAGUGACGACUCUUGGAGCCAGUGGAGGAAAAAGUUUUUGACUGCAUUCCGAAGCAAUCCAGUAGAAAGAUGGAACACAGCGCUUAAUUUCAAGUCCGAGCAAAGCUGCCUUGUCGAGUACUUCUUUGAGAAACGCCGUCUUUUAAAGCUGGCUGAGCCUUUGCUUCCAUCUACGGCCGUAGUUGCCUUAAUAAUGCAUGGAUUGCACACUAACGUGUUGAAGCAAGUGCAAAUACUGUCGCCAAAAACUCUAGAUGACCUCCUCGCGUGUCUUCAGAACAUACCAUCAGCUUCGGAAACAAGCAUAACCGCCGAGUCAAGCAGCUGUUUCAGUCGGAGUAAAGCGGACUGGUCAAGCCACGCUCAGCGAGAACCGAGCCACCUUGCAAGUAGCACAGAUAACUUGCCCUGGCGCGUUCCAAGAGGUCGAGUGAAUAAUAUCGACACUGAAGCUCAGGAGUAUUCGACAGAAAAAAACUAAUAAACGAGGGUGAUCAGUCCCACCCGAUGACUCCAAAUGAGACUGUUUAUUUAAGUUGCUCUAGCCUACUUCACAUUCCCGUCAAAGUAGGAAACAAACAUAUGAUGGCUCUGGUAGACAGCGGUGCUUCUGUGUCCAUUAUAAAUGCCAAGCUGGUGGAUGCAAGUCGCUUGCAUAGUGGAAGAAUCCUACGAGUACAAGGCUAUGAUGGAAAAGUAACGUUGCAUGAUCAGUGGGCCUUUGUAAACAUCGAGUUCCAGGGUCAGAAAAUAGAGAGCGAAGUGUUGGUGAUAGAGGGGGUGACGUACGACUUUUUGCUAUCAAGACCAGAUAUAAAGAAACUAAAGAUCAACGUGUACUGGGACGAUGUGGUUCUAGUCGAAGGAGUAGCAAGGAACGAGACAAAUCAGGGUAGACAAGAUAAUCUACGAGUUGUCAAGUGCGCGGAGGAUAUCGCAACGACCUACCCUGAACUUGUAUGCAUAGGAAGCUAUCCUCAGGCGAUGAAGUCACACAAGGUUCCUUUCGAACUCGCUGACAAGACCGUCAUCCGAAAAGCACCUUACAAUAUGUCAAGGGAGCGAAAGAUGUGGCUCAAGAAAGAGUUGCAGGAGAUGCUAGAUGCUGAUAUCAUACGACCUUCGGUAUCACCCUUCGCUUCUCCCAUAACGAUCGCACCGAAAGAAGACGGAACCUUCAGAUUAUGCACCGACUACAGGGUUCUCAAUCGUCAGACAGAACUCAUACCAUUUCCUAUGCCGAAGAUCGACACAAUUAUAGAUGAGACCGGGGGUUGCCGACAUUUUUCCCGCAUCGAUUUAUGCAAAGGUUUCUGGCAGAUCCCACUAACUGAAGAAACAAAAAUGUACACCGCUUUUAUCACGCCAUUCGAUCUCUACGAAUAUAACCGGCUUCCUUUCGGUUGGAAAAACUCGCCAGCGUGGUUCCAGAAGAUCAUGAACGACGUCCUAAAGCCACUCCUUGGUGUUUUUUGUAAUGUGUACAUAGACGACAUUAUAGUAUUCUCCAAAACAGAGGCUGAGCAUCAGGACCAUCUAUCUCAGGUGUUAAACGCCUUGAGCUUGGCACAUCUCAAGGUUAAUUUUAAGAAGAGUGCAUUCUUUCAACAAAAAGUUGUGUUUCUUGGAAGAGUCUUCGAUGGGAACACCAAAAGCACAAAACAAGAGUCCGUCGAGAAGAUCUCCCAGUUGAAGAAACCAUAUGACGUCCAUUCACUGCGUGUGUUUUUGGGAUUGGCAGGACAUUUCCGAUCUUUCAUAAAGGACUUUGCUGUCAAAACUAGAUGCCUCACGCGCUUAACGCAGAAAGAAGUUCCCUUUGAAUGGAGUGACGAAUGUGAGAGAGUGUACCGUGACUUGGUGCACAGAAUUUCUUCUGACCCAGUUCUGCGCAUACCAGACUUCACUUUACCCUUUGAAUUGAACACUGACGCCUCACAUUAUGGGACUGGUGCAGUGUUGUAUCAAAAAUGUAUUGAAGCAUCUGGCCGAGAAAAGCGACACGUAGUAGGUUACUGCAGUUACACUUUCAAGCCGUCUGAAACAAACUACACUACUACGGAGAAGGAAGCACUGGCUGUUCUGAAGGCCGUUGACUACUUCCGCACGUACCUGGAAGGUACGAAGUUCACUUUGUUCACCGACCACCAGGCACUCACUCAUCUCUUGAAUAUGACCCAAACUAAAGGGCGUAUCGCCAGAUGGGUGAAUUACUUGCAGCAAUUUGACUUCACCAUCUCGCACCGACCAGGACCGCUUUUAACCGAUGCAGAUGCUCUAUCAAGAUUGAUGGUACAAAACAACACAGAACAAUCUGAAGAAAUCAAUGAAGUGAAGCUGUGGGAAGGCUCAGAACAACUGGUUUUUACUGAAGGUCGGUAUCAAGUCCCACCAACUCUUGUUUCCAAAGUGCUUUACUUGUACCACGAUAGCCCAGAAUCUGGAGGACACGACGGAUUUUGGCGUACCUACAACAAGUUGGUCAAGAGGUUUACGUGGCCUCACACGAAGAAAGACGUCAGUCAGUACGUUCGUUCAUGCCAUGUGUGUCAAGUACACAAAGUCAAAUAUAAACAGCCUACGGACACCAUGAUACUACCUUGCCACUCGAACGUGCCUUUUGAAGUAGUUCACCUGGAUUUCGCCGAACUUAACAAAAAACGGGAAGGAGUCAGAAAAACGCAAGCUUUUCUGCUGGCCAUAGAUGAAUGCACCAGGAUGGUCGCGGCACGAGCAGGAAAAGAAGAUGCAAAUAGCGUCAUAACCCUUCUCGAAAGAGACAUGUUUAGAACUACGCAGACAAUCGUAUGCGAUAACGGCCCCGCGUUCAAGAGUGAAAAGCUAGCAAGAUGGGCUCGAGAUCACAAUGUAUCGAUCAAGUUCUGUGCGCCAUACCAUCCUGCGGCGAAUGGGCUUGCAGAACGUGCCAUACGGGACGUGAAACAGUACAUCAAGAUGUACGAUAGUUUUCCUGGUGGAUGGAAAUGUUCUUUAGAAGCAGCCAUAAAACAUCAUAACCGAUCCUACACAAGUGGCUUGGGGUGCAGUCCACAGUACGCUUCUACAGGAGAAACCCCUAUUCUGCAGGCAGACCGUGAGUUGGGACUCUUGGAAAACCUCAAGAUUGUCGAGGAGAGGCAACAAAAAUCACAGGAGGAGAGGUACCGAAAACGAAUGAAAAAGAA
Rhipicephalus sanguineus (brown dog tick) is the source of this 4166-nucleotide messenger RNA. RefSeq lists its product as uncharacterized. The record is from RefSeq and is a predicted model, not a curated record. The coding region runs from base 446 to 1462 and encodes 338 amino acids. Lineage: Eukaryota; Metazoa; Arthropoda; Arachnida; Ixodida; Ixodidae. The transcript is spliced from 2 exons.